Messenger RNA from Exophiala aquamarina CBS 119918, 1053 nucleotides. RefSeq lists its product as uncharacterized. Gene Ontology annotation, molecular function: ATP binding; protein serine/threonine kinase activity. NCBI's taxonomy places the organism in Eukaryota, Fungi, Ascomycota, Eurotiomycetes, Chaetothyriales, Herpotrichiellaceae. The transcript has a single exon. The record is from RefSeq and is a predicted model, not a curated record. Gene Ontology annotation, cellular component: cytoplasm; cytoskeleton. Bases 1 to 1053 code for a protein of 350 amino acids. Gene Ontology annotation, biological process: actomyosin structure organization; peptidyl-threonine phosphorylation.
AUGUAUGAAUGCAUCUACGGCUUCACACCUUUUGCUUGCGACGAUCGGCAAGAGACGAAGAUCAAGAUCUUGCAUCACAAAAAGACUCUACACUUUCCUACUACUGACCGUAUGCCAGAGCCGAGCAUUGCGGCCUUGGAUUUGAUGAUGCAGAUUCUGGUGGAGAAGGAGAAACGCUUAUGCAGCUUGCAAUACCAAGCAAACGACUACGGGAGAAGGCUCCAGGGUGCUCAGAUGGUGCGAUGUCGCGUGGAUAAAACACACCCUGAUUAUCCUGGCUAUUUCGUCUUCGCGAACGAUGCUGAGGACAUCAAACGUCAUCCAUUUUUCCACGGGGUAGACUGGAAGGGCGUUCGCAACAUUCGCCCUCCGCAUAUGCCCCUGGUCCGACACUGUCUUGACACGAAGUAUUUCGAUGAUGAGGGACCUGUCUCGGACAUUGACUCAACUUCAAGUAUCGAGGAGGAUGGCACUCGCUUUACCAAGGGGCCCAAUGUACCAGCCAUGCGGUGGCCAUUGCCCAAGCCUUCAAUUCCAGGGAAGCAUCUUUCACAACAUCAGCACGAGGCUCAGCAUAUCGUACCUUCUUUCGCCGUAAAAGCGGCUGGUAACGGCCAUGGUGAGAUAGAGGAACAAGCAUCUAGACAGCCAAUCAUGCCGCCUACCAACGACUGUGCUAGCCAUGCACCUACGCUUGUAGAUUCCGCAAAUCAAGUUGAUGGACCAUCUGAGAAAAUCGUACCAAUCACAGUCAAGACACAAAAGAAAGAGAAAAAGCGGCCUAGAGACAUAAUCCUCCGAGACCCAGCGACUGCAGAACAAGCCAUGAAAAUCCGCAAAGCGACUGCUUUCCUUGGCUAUGAAUAUAAGAAGCCUGCAAUGAUCGAAGAAGUUCUCAGACAGGCAAUUGUUGGCGGUGACCUUGCAGGAACAGUGAAAUGCCAGCGAGAGCAAGGCCACAACAAAGAAUAUUAUGCUCAGGUGACCCAGAGCCCGAUGUAUCACGAAGUGGGAGGUCAUAUUCAUCCGAACGUGAAGAGGCCACGGCUCUGA